Molecule: messenger RNA, 1722 nt
Organism: Penicillium olsonii
Lineage: Eukaryota; Fungi; Ascomycota; Eurotiomycetes; Eurotiales; Aspergillaceae
Source: the annotation of a GenBank genome assembly
AUGAAGGCCAUUAGGCGAUCCUUGAAAGGGGAGAGAGAUCCCAAACACCACCACAUCUCCAUCACCCCCAAGUCCGCCAUUGCGAUCCUACCCCCGAAAAAGGUGAUCAAGGCGCUCUACGACUACACGCCCGAAGGAGCGACACAGGAAUUGGCGUUCAGCAAGGGAGACUUCUUUCACGUUAUCAGUCGCGAGGACGACUCGGAUUGGUACGAAGCGUGCAAUCCGCUGAUCCCUAGUGCGAGGGGGCUCGUGCCCGUCUCCUUUUUUGAAGUCAUCGGCAAAAACGAGAGGGAUAGUGGGGGUUCCGGCGAUUUGUCCAACCACGACUCAGGCUUCUCCGACCGUCUUCCUGACUCUCACAAAAACGGCUUAUUUAGGAUGUCUGCUCUCAAGGGCCAGGGCGCCAUGGUCUACGGUAUUGUGCAGUAUGAUUUCCAGGCUGAGCGCCCCGAUGAAUUGGAUGCGAAGGCCGGCGAGGCCAUUAUCGUCAUCGCGCAGUCCAACCCCGAGUGGUUUGUCGCUAAGCCGAUCGGCCGUCUUGGAGGUCCCGGUCUGAUUCCCGUCUCCUUCAUCGAACUGCGCGAUAUGCAAAGCGGCCAGGCGGUCGUUGACCCAUUGGAUGCGGUGCGACGCGCGGGUGUCCCCAAGGUGGAGGAGUGGAAGAAGAUGACCGCGGAGUACAAGAACAGCAGCAUCACCCUCGGCAAGAUCGAGGGAGGUCAAGGCCAGAGUGGAGGCGGCCAGAUGAUGGCCGUUACUUCAGGCAUGGACAAGAUGUCCAUGAGCCAGGGCCAUCAGUCUCAGUUGAGUCAGAACGGCAACGGUUAUGAUCACCAACGCAAUGCCAGCCGAUCAACCGUGUCGCAAGCGCCCGGUCAACAGGGCUACCCCCUUCUCGUCCCGGUCUCCGCGUAUAUUCCCCGCUACUGUUUCGACAAUGAUAAGUACUGGUAUAUUAUCGAGGCGAAGAUGGAAGACGGUCGCUGCUGGGAGCUGUCACGUUAUUACCACGACUUCUACGAUUUCCAGAUCGCCCUUUUGACCCAGUUUGAAGACGAAGCCGGCAACCGGGGCCGCGCGCGAACUCUCCCAUUCAUGCCCGGCCCCGUUACCCACGUCACGGACGCCAUCUCCAACGGUCGCCGCCAAAACCUCGACGAAUAUAUCAAGAAACUCCUCUCCAUGCCCCCACACAUAUCCCGCUGCAGCCUGGUGCGCGAACUGUUCGCGCCCCGUGACGGCGAUUUCGAAAUCGACCCUGCGGCCUUUGGCGAAGACGCACGCUACUCCGGGGGCUCCCAGCAAUCCGGCAUGGAGCCCUCUCAAAGCGUGUCACGCCAAUCCUCGCAGCAGCAAAUCAACGCCUCCACCGAUCGGAUCUCGCAGCAGCGUGCGCCCACGCUCGCACCGAACGGCACCCGGCCACCCAUGGAUCGCCAACCCAGCUCCAUCACCCAGGCCUCGGGCACCUCGAGCAACAGCGCGAUGAAGGUGAAGGUCUUCUUCCAGGAUGACCUGAUUGCUAUUCGCAUUCCGUCCGGGGUCAGCAUGCAACAUCUCAAGGACAAGCUGUGUGAUCGUUUGAAGAUCAAUGGAGAGAUCCUGGUGCAAUAUCGCGACGAACAGACUGGCUCCUAUGUUGAUCUUCACACCGAUCAGGAUCUGGAGAGCGCGAUGCAACGAAACACCAAGCUGACGCUGUUCGUCAGCAUUGCAUAA